ACAAUCGCACUCACGACUCAACAGCUUGUUGUAUAACACAAUUUUCUUUAAAUAAAUGCUGUAGCUGUGGCAUAUAAUACAAUAAUUGCAUGUGCAAUUGCUUCUCUGUUAAGUAGGCUAUAUUCUUGCAGGUCCUGUCUUCUCUUCCUCUACAACAGGACACUUUGCAGCUCAAUUUCUACAGAGCUGCAGCCUGCAGCUCGAGGUGCAGUGUUCAGCAUAUGCGCAUGGGAAGAUGAUGAACAUGAUCAGCAGCAACAGGGGAAGUGGUGCUGAGCUCUAUCCAAAUUCAACCAUAGGGAAAUCCAACAAGUGCUCCAAGAUGAACCUGGAAAUGAGUGCCUCCGAUCCAGAUGUUUGGGGCAGGAGCCAAGCCCAAGCUCUGAACAUGAACCACUAUGCCAAUAAGAAGAGUGCAGCUGAGAGCAUGCUGGAUGUGGCUCUACUGAUGGCCAACGCUUCCCAGCUAAAGGCUGUCCUGGAGCAGGGGCCAGACUUCUCCUUUUACACCCCCAUCGUCACCCUAAUCAGCAUCUCCCUUUGUCUGCAGGUCACAGUCGGGGUCCUGCUUAUCUUCAUAGUUCGAUGGAACCUAAAUGAUGAGCAAAAGCACUGGAGGCUGAACGUUAUGGAGAACUUGGCCACGGGCCUGGUUUUUAUGAUAGUGGUCGUCAAUGUCUUCAUCACAGCCUUUGGAGUCCACAGGCCGAACCGCAGCGACUGAGCAAGAACACACACAUACAGAGAAGACAGAGGCGGAAAAGUGCUGCUCAGUGACACAAAUCUCCUGAGAUGAGACACCUGAGCUCUCCUCCAGAGCUGUACUGUAUAUACCGUCUUUAAUGUAGCCGUUUUCCUAUAGAUUUGAACAAACAAGGGCUUCAAGUGAGCAUGAAAUGCAUCCACCCUGCACACAAGUCUUAUUGAGCAGUCACCAGCAUUUAAUGUAGUAUUUAAUUAAGUUGACUUUAUCCAUUCAGUCAAUUUGAUUGUCAUUAUUAAUUAAUGCCGCCUGUCUGUUGCCUUCAGUGUUGUCAUUGUAAUAGCACACAAGAACAUUUUCCAGCAUCCUUGUUUCCCACUUUGGUUCACUGAAUGAGGGAGCAGCACCCUCUAGUGUAUUUAUUUAUGCAGUUCAAUCAGUGAGAUAAAUGUUUUAUCGUCAUCUCCAUUUCAGGUUAAAAAGAAACAAAACAGUGCCAGACACAAACCUAUAAACCAUACUGCUCAUUACUGGGAAUUUUCUUGUUA
This is a messenger RNA of Larimichthys crocea (large yellow croaker), 1251 nucleotides long. Its product is annotated as ninjurin-1. The transcript has 5 exons. The coding region runs from base 236 to 724 and encodes 162 amino acids. The record is from RefSeq and is a predicted model, not a curated record. Gene Ontology annotation, cellular component: membrane. NCBI's taxonomy places the organism in Eukaryota, Metazoa, Chordata, Actinopteri, Sciaenidae. Gene Ontology annotation, biological process: cell adhesion; tissue regeneration.